AUGACUAACCUACGGAUCCAACUAUCCAACCGGAUGAAGGAGGUGUGCUUCGCCCGUGUUGAGAGGGAACGGACAAAAUCGAUGGGAUAUACCGGUGCCGCACACUUCGUUCAUGGCAUCCUUCAGACCAACUCCACUCAUGUUCAUAGCACGGAUCCAAAUAGCACCAGCCCCAACGACGAACACGGCAUCAGAAAUCAUGGCGACAUUUCCAACGGCAAAUCUCGAGCCACCAAAGGCAGCACGGAUGGGACGAACCUCGACCACACUCACACGGUCGGUGUCAACAGUCAUGGACAAUACACCAAUUCUUGCACAGGCGCACAUUGUAAUGGCGGAUGUGCUAGCAGCUCAUCCUCCAGCAGGAUGCAUCACAACGAACCCUCUUUCCGCACUCCUGACGUGAAUGGGGCAUGCGGGAACAGCGCCAGUGAAGCCACAAUCAUCAUCGCCACGGAUUCGAACCGGAUCAGCCCCUUCACAAACUCGAACAACGAGUCGGGAGACUGCGCCCGAGAGAAUUUCUUGCGGGGCCCCGUCGUAGAUGCCCUCUACAGAAGCAGAACAGGCGCUUCUCAACAGACCGCCGCCUGGAGGCCCGCAGCGCUUGGCCUGGCAACGGCCCCUCCGCCGCCUCGACACCUCCACGACAACUGGAGACAACGAGACGACCCGACGCCGACAGCUUUUCGGACCGCCGUGCUGGCCGUCCCGGCAGAGGAAGAGAGCCAGCCGCAACAACCGUCAUUGCUAGAAAGCCUCGAUCCUUCUGUGCCGGAUCCAGAGCGGUGGCAAGGAGUGCUCUACCAGAAAAAGGGCUGGUCGCUUGGGAUACUUGGCGAGGCGGCCGUGGCCUCUCGAACGGUUCCUGGCCCGCCGAGCGGGCUGAUUCUGAUGCUGAAAAGGAAGUACGGCGACAGCUGGCCUCGAGGGAACGAUGAGGAUGAGGGCAGCGAGGGUGUCUUGACUCCGGCGACGCUUGGGGAUGACGACUUGUUCGCUCAGUUUCAGCAUGAAUUGCCGGCGAGGACGAAGAGGAGGAAGACGCUUCUGGAAAUCUACAACGAAGCCAAAAAGGAGGCUGCUUUGCGGGAGCAGGGGCCCGGUCACACGCUGCAGUUUGGAGACAUGACAGCCAUAGAGCUUUCCGCUUGA
Colletotrichum higginsianum IMI 349063 is the source of this 1155-nucleotide messenger RNA. RefSeq lists its product as uncharacterized. The coding region runs from base 1 to 1155 and encodes 384 amino acids. Lineage: Eukaryota; Fungi; Ascomycota; Sordariomycetes; Glomerellales; Glomerellaceae. The record is from RefSeq and is a predicted model, not a curated record. The transcript has a single exon.